Hyphopichia burtonii NRRL Y-1933 is the source of this 924-nucleotide messenger RNA. RefSeq lists its product as uncharacterized. Gene Ontology annotation, molecular function: hydrolase activity. The record is from RefSeq and is a predicted model, not a curated record. NCBI's taxonomy places the organism in Eukaryota, Fungi, Ascomycota, Pichiomycetes, Serinales, Debaryomycetaceae. Bases 1 to 924 code for a protein of 307 amino acids. The transcript has a single exon.
AUGUCACAUAGUAUUAAAUUGAAAAACGGGAGGAGAACGUUUAGUGUUAUAAGUAAUUUUCACGAACAGGAGGUCUAUGCACCAAUUAGAAGAUGGAACCGGGUUAUUUUUUUAAUCCAUGGAUUUCCAGAUGACAAUACGUCCUUUAGUAAAGUGAUUCCAAUUCUUGAAGAGAAUUUCCCAAAAGCACUUAUACUUGCACCAUUACUUCGAGGGUACGAGGAGUCGAGUCAAGGACCGGAAGGAGAAUACACUGUUGGAGAAAUAGCCAAGGAUGUUAAAAGCUGGAUUAAUGAAGUAUUACCGGUGAAGAAUUUACCGGUUCAUUUGGUUGGACAUGAUUGGGGAGCUAUAAUUGCAUUCAAAGUUGCAAGUGUAUAUCCGGAGCUUGUUGAUUCAAUGGUUACGUUGGCAAUACCAUACUUGAGUAAUCUUCGAAUUUGGGAAUAUUUAUUUAAGAUUCCUUUACAAUUGUAUAAAUCGAGUUAUUUUUUAACGAUGCAAAGUGAAUAUCUUUAUAAGAAAUUGAGGCAAACUGGAGAAGAUACUUAUCUUGAUUAUUUAUGGAGAUAUUGGUCACCUAAUUAUGAGUAUUCCCGGCAAGAAAUCGACCAAGUAAGAAGCACGUUAUUAAAGCCGGGAGUACUUGAAGCAUCCACUGCAUAUUACCGGUGCUUAUUUAAGAUUUUGAAUUUUGAUGGACGUCGAUGGAAUGUUAAUUUUGAACAAGUGCCCACGUUAAUAUUGGGGGGUGAAACGGAUGGGUGUAUGAUCAAGUCGGUUUAUGAUUUGGAGGCUGAAAAAUUAGCACAAACAAAACUGGUUAAAGUGCAAACCAUGAACCGGGUUGGUCAUUUUUUACAUCGGGAGGAUCCCGUCAAGGUUGCAGAAGCCAUAGUUGAAUGGAUUAGAUACAAUAAGUAG